UGGUAACGGGCCCCGGAUGACCCCGCGUCACCACUGUGAGGCCUACAGUUCUGCCGGGGAGGAGGAGGAGGAGGAAGAGGAGGAGGAGAAGAAGAAGAAUGUUUCUCCAUCCCAGAGAGAUGAAGUAAUUCAGUGGUUGGCCAAACUCAAAUACCAGUUCAACCUUUACCCAGAAACAUUUGCUCUGGCAAGCAGUCUUUUGGACAGGUUUUUAGCUACGGUCAAAGCCCAUCCAAAAUAUUUGAAUUGUAUUGCAAUCAGCUGUUUUUUUCUAGCUGCUAAAACUGUUGAAGAAGAUGAGAAAAUUCCAGUACUAAAGGUAUUGGCAAGAGACAGUUUCUGUGGCUGUUCCACAUCUGAGAUUUUGAGAAUGGAGAGAAUUAUUCUGGAUAAGUUGAACUGGGAUCUUCACACAGCCACACCAUUGGAUUUUCUUCAUAUUUUCCACGCCAUUGCGGUGUCCACUAGGCCUCAGUUACUCUUCAGUUUGCCCAAAUUGAGUCCGUCUCAACAUUUGGCAGUCUUGACCAAGCAACUACUUCACUGUAUGGCCUGCAACCAACUUCUGCAGUUCAAAGGAUCCAUGCUUGCUCUGGCCAUGGUUAGUUUGGAAAUGGAGAAACUCAUUCCCGAUUGGCUUCCUCUUACAAUUGAACUGCUUCAGAAAGCACAGAUGGACAGCUCCCAGUUGAUCCACUGUCGGGAGCUGGCGGCACAUCACCUCUCGGCUCUGCAGUCUUCCCUGCCUCUAAAUUCCGUUUAUGUCUACCGUCCCCUCAAGCACACCCUGGUGACCUGCGACAGAGGAGCGUUCAAAUUACAUCCCUCCUCUGUCGCAGGCCCAGAUUUCUCCAAGGACAACAGCAAGCCAGAAGUGCCAGUCAGAGGUACCGCAGCCUUCUGCCAUCACCUCCCAGCUGCCGGUGGGUGCAAGCAGGCCUCUGCUAAACGCAAGGUGGAGGAGAUGGAAGUGGAUGACUUCUACGAUGGGAUCAAGCGGCUCUACAAUGAAGACACUGCGCCAGAUAACGGGGGCUCUGGGUGUGGCCCUGACUUAGCCAGGCAAGAGGGGCCUGCUUCUCCAUCCCCUUUGCAGCCUGUUUCAGUCAUGUAGUUCCCUUCCAGUGCACACGGGCUGACUACCCAGAAGUGCGGCUAGAGACCCAGGAAAGGCUGCAGAGAAGGGCGUGUGCUUUAUCAGACUGAAGUGAGCCAGGGCAAAAGAAAUCCCCCGUUCCUUUGUGCGGCUACUACAAUUCAACACCCUUUAAUAUAAAGGCCUAUAUUUAUAGACUCAAGAUCCAAAAUAGAUUGAAAAGUAAAGAAAACGUUCUUUGUACUAUGACAGUUCCACUUUUUUCUUUGUUAAAAUAAUAGUUUGUCCCAGGUCCAAAAAAAUAAAAUAAAAAUCCAUGUAAGGGGAAAAGUUGCAAAAUUUAUAGCUAGAGACCUUGUUCCAGUGUCCUCAUUUUUCUCUCACCUUUUCUUGCCUCUCUGUUGGAUUCUGAAUAAGUUUUGUGCUUGUUGAUGUAUGUGUUCUGACUUCCACUGAAUAGGUAGCCCCCAACUUUUUUUUUUUUUUACAGCAAAUUAGUUUUGUGUGGCAGCCAUGUUUAAUCCAUGGCUCAAGUUCCUUA
Molecule: messenger RNA, 1637 nt
Organism: Peromyscus leucopus (white-footed mouse)
Lineage: Eukaryota; Metazoa; Chordata; Mammalia; Rodentia; Cricetidae
Product: cyclin-I-like
Biological process (GO): regulation of cyclin-dependent protein serine/threonine kinase activity; mitotic cell cycle phase transition
Cellular component (GO): nucleus; cyclin-dependent protein kinase holoenzyme complex; cytoplasm
Molecular function (GO): cyclin-dependent protein serine/threonine kinase regulator activity
Source: RefSeq, a predicted model, not a curated record